Messenger RNA from Hylaeus volcanicus, 1414 nucleotides. RefSeq lists its product as uncharacterized. NCBI's taxonomy places the organism in Eukaryota, Metazoa, Arthropoda, Insecta, Hymenoptera, Colletidae. Bases 127 to 1392 code for a protein of 421 amino acids. The record is from RefSeq and is a predicted model, not a curated record. The transcript is spliced from 11 exons.
AGCAUCGAGUAUAAAAAAUGAAACACAAGGGUAUUGAAUGGUUAGCAAAGUGUUAAAAAACAAAAAUUCUUUUUUUUUUAUCACUUUAGGUUUAAGUCUGAUUUUAAAAACUUUUAAAAAUAAACAAUGGAUAAAUCUUCUUAUAAAGAUGGACAAGCAGAUUCUUUACCCACAGAGGUGUUUGGAUGGAAUCCAUACAGUCAUACUUCUCAAAAUGAAUAUAAUCAUCAAGCAAUUGAAGAACCUCUUCCUCGAUGGGCGCAAUCAAAUCAUGAAAUUAUGCAACUUACCGAUUUGUAUCAGCAACAAUUGGCUGAAUUAGCAUCCACUCAUACACUUCUUAUGAAUGAUCAAAAAGCGUUUGCAACAGCCAUGGAACCUUUUGUUGAAAAAGAUGGAACAUUUCGCGUACCUCCAGACGAAAAAUGGAUAUUUAUCAAACGAGGACUAGACUUAAGACUGUUAGAAUUUGAAGAGGAUUGCCGCCGUAUUCAACAAACGGAAAGGCAUCUUCAACGGAAAAUUGAUGAUUGUACUUUAACUUAUGAAACAAGUCUCAUUGAAGCCAGAGGUUAUGCUGAAACACGAUUAAUAGAACAAAUCCAAGAACAACAGAAAUUAAUAGAGUAUCAACAACACGAAUUAGAUGAAUUGCGUUUUCAAAGGGAUCUCUAUUCUGACGAAACAUCACGCUUACGACAAAUCUGCCGUUUUGGAACGUAUUCUCGUCCUAGCCCUGCUGAAGUGGCUGUGAAUCGCGUUGAACGGAUACCUUUGCCAACACGCAGAACGCUUCAUAAACAAUAUUGUUCUGAAAAACCACCAUUUGUUUGGAUGCAAAAGAUUCGUCACAGCCAAAAAAUAAAAAAACCUCAAAGAAAAAAACAAGAAGAAAUGUUACUAAAAAUACCCCGUACACCAGUCACCAAAUCGUCUAGUGUCACGCAUUCUUGGAUAUCUACCCCUAGUAAAAAUACAAAAAAAGUACCCCCCCUACCUUUGAAAUCUAAAACUCCACCAAUUCAGAACACUCUUAUGUCUGUUAUAACUCCUUUGUUGGAAAAUACAAAAAACCUAUUAGAUAAAAACACGGAUUAUAUAAUUCAAAAAUCGUCCACGGGAAAAGAACACGUGAGCACGCCAGCGUCUAUUGAAAGUUCAUCAGCGUCACUUUCGAGUGAAAAAAAAAAAACUGAUUCACUUCCUAGUUUACAACAUGUUUCUACAUUGUAUAAACCGCAAGACGCAAUCAAGUCAUGCGUUCAACCUUUAAAAAAAACCUCGAAAUCGUUACAAAAACCCGAUAUAGAAAGAGCGUUGACAUUAUACAAGUCCCGUCACCUUGAAUUUCCAAAGCCUGCAAGCUUCUCACGUAAGAAAUGCUUUCAAUAAAAAAAGCACUAAACGUUUUCUG